AUGGCUUCUGACGCUGCUUCCAUCGGCGCUGGGGAAAGCCAGCUGCUUGACUGCGUGGAAAAUGCGCCACAACCGGAAACAGAAUCUCCCAAGACUCCGAGAGAUGAGUCGAGGCAGGAGAGUAAAAAUACAGAACCGAAAGAUGUUCCAGGUGAUAGGGACAACGAGGAUGAUAAGGAAUCAGGCGAGGAGCUGGAGGAGGGUGAGGAUGAGGCAGAAGCAGGAGAGGAAGAGCCUGACAGCUUAGCUCCACCCCUACCGCACGAAGACCUCCCACCUCCCCUCCCUAACGAAGCACCCCCUGGCCAAAUUGAAGAUGAUGGGUGGGAUCCUGUUUGGGAUGACAAUGCACAAGCUUAUUACUUUUAUAACCGGUUCACUGGUCUGUCACAGUGGGAAAACCCCCGGGUACCUGACACACACGAACAACAACAACAGGAGCAGAAGACAGACGCGCCACGAUUCUCAGAACAGCAACAGCCUAGUAAGGCACGAGUUACUGGCGGCUAUGAUCCCGCAAUCCACGGUGAUUAUGACCCCACUGCGCCUUACGCUCAGGUGACCGAACAAGAAACAGGGGUAACCGCUGCAGCGGCCGCUUCCUCCUCCGAUCCGAACUACAUCUACACAGCCACAGGCACGUUCAACCGGUUCACGGGCAAAUGGCAACCGGGCUCUCUGACUCCAGAGACUUUCAACGACGAGAGUAAAAGUAGAAGACACAUGAAUGCAUAUUUCGACGUGGAUGCGGCGGCCAACAGCCAUGAUGGCAAGAGUCUCAAAGCCGAGCGGAGUGGGAAGAAACUGACCAAAAAGGAGUUGAAGGCGUUCAAGGAGAAGAGGAGAGAGAGGAAGGAGGAAAAACGGAGAGCUUGGUUAAGAGAUUGA
Histoplasma capsulatum G186AR is the source of this 888-nucleotide messenger RNA. Its product is annotated as WW domain-containing protein. The transcript has a single exon. Gene Ontology annotation, molecular function: protein binding. Bases 1 to 888 code for a protein of 295 amino acids. NCBI's taxonomy places the organism in Eukaryota, Fungi, Ascomycota, Eurotiomycetes, Onygenales, Ajellomycetaceae. The record is from RefSeq and is a predicted model, not a curated record.